This is a messenger RNA of Cynara cardunculus var. scolymus (artichoke), 2358 nucleotides long. Its product is annotated as O-fucosyltransferase 34-like. The transcript is spliced from 8 exons. Gene Ontology annotation, cellular component: cytoplasm. Bases 459 to 2030 code for a protein of 523 amino acids. The record is from RefSeq and is a predicted model, not a curated record. Lineage: Eukaryota; Viridiplantae; Streptophyta; Magnoliopsida; Asterales; Asteraceae.
ACCCCACAACCCCCUCUUUUAACUCUUCUCUCCAUCUCGCCGGCCACCGACACUUUUUUCCUUUUCCGGCGACCCUUCUCAUCUAUUCGCCACUUCUUUCAACAAUUCUCAGUUGUCACUAGAUUUGAAAAUCUAGAUGAAAGAUUUAAUGGUCUCUUUUCUUUCUAAUUUCUGCCAUUAAUGUGCUGCUGAAAUCCAAGGGGUUGGGUUCUGUUCUGUUCUGUGUAAUUGAGGAGUGCCUGGAAUGACGGUGCAUUUUCAUCACAAUUAAUUUCACUUGCUUCUUUUCUGCUAGACAAGUCUGCCAUUAAAUUCUAGUUGGAUCGGGCUUAAUUGUGUUAUGUUCCCUAUACAUAAUUCGGAUCUUGAUUACUUUCUCACAUACAUCGGUUCACCGACAAUUUAGCGGUUUUCUUCAGAUCUCUUUCCUUGGUAGAUACUUAGGGUUUGAGUUGUGGAUGUAUGAAACAGAUAUGUGUAGGGUAGACGAUAGAGAUAAGAAGAAGAGGAGGUUUGCAAUUGGAGCAAUGGGGUUGAAGACGUUAGGAGAAACUAGGGUUGCAAGGUUAAAGAGUUCUAUGGCGAAUGCAAGGUCUCCUAAGAUGAAGGUAUGGUUGAUUAGGGCAACAACCACGGUUUUGUUGUGGACUUGCUUGGUUCAGCUCACAGCAUUAGGGGGUACAUGGGGACCUAGGGUUUUGAAAGGUUGGCCUUCUUGCUUCACUCAAGAUUCUCAUUCUGCUGCUGCUUUAGAUAUAAAGUUGUUGCCCACUGUUCCUGCCAGAGUUCUUCCACCCAAGAGAGUUUACAAGAACAAUGGUUACCUAGUGGUUUCAUGUAAUGGGGGACUCAAUCAAAUGCGUUCUGCUAUUUGUGAUAUGGUUGCAAUUGCUAGAUAUUUAAAUGUUACUCUUAUAGUUCCCGAGCUGGAUAAAACUUCUUUCUGGUCUGAUCCAAGUGAGUUUGAGGACAUUUUUGAUCUUGAUCAUUUCAUUACAUCCUUGAGAGAUGAGGUCCGGGUGCUAAAACAGCUUCCUCCCAGGCUUAAAAAGAGAGUGGAAUUAGGAAUUGUGCAUACCAUGCCGCCCGUUAGCUGGUCUGAUAUUUCUUACUAUCAUAACCAGAUACUUCCUCUGAUUCAAAAAUAUAAAGUUGUGCAUUUGAACAGAACUGAUGCACGGCUUGCCAAUAACGGUCAGCCCCUUGAACUUCAGAAGCUCAGGUGCCGAGUAAAUUUCGGUGCUCUGAGAUUUACAACUCAGAUAGAAGAGUUGGGCAGACGGGUUGUUAAACUUUUGAGACAAAAUGGGCCUUUUCUAGUGCUUCAUUUAAGAUAUGAAAUGGAUAUGUUAGCAUUUUCUGGAUGUACGCAAGGAUGUAACGCUGAAGAGGUGGAAGAGUUGACAAGAAUGAGAUAUGCGUACCCAUGGUGGAAGGAAAAGAUAAUAAAUUCUGAUUUGAAAAGGAAGGAUGGUUUAUGCCCUUUGACUCCAGAGGAAACUGCUCUUACGCUAAGGGCACUGGAUAUUGAUAAUGAUAUCCAGAUUUACAUUGCUGCUGGUGAAAUAUACGGUGGAAAAAGGAGAAUGGAUAGUCUUGCAGAUGCCUAUCCGAAACUGGUAAGAAAGGAGACUCUAUUAGGUCCAGCUGACCUUCAGUAUUUCCAAAACCACUCAUCACAAAUGGCAGCAUUGGACUAUCUUGUAUCACUGGAGAGCGAUAUUUUUGUACCUACUUACGAUGGAAACAUGGCCAAAGUUGUAGAAGGACAUCGCAGAUUCUUGGGUUUCAAGAAGACAAUACUGUUGGAUAGGAGGCUUCUGGUUGAAUUAAUCGACAAAUAUAAUAGCGGGUUUUUGAGUUGGGAUGAAUUCUCAAAUGGUGUGAAGGAAGCACACGCAGAACGGAUGGGGAACCCGACAAAAAGAUUAGUGAUUUCAGAUAGACCCAAAGAAGAAGACUACUUCUAUGCCAAUCCAGAAGAGUGUUUGCAGGCAUCAGCAGAAGAUGAACCUGUGAGCAUCCUAUGAUGAGGCAUAUGCGGAUGAAUUUGGUCCGAAUUUGAAGAUUAUGAUUCCAUGGCCUCAAACCGGUCAGUGUACGAGGAUGAUAUGUCCAAAGAUACGAGGCUGCAACGACAUAGACUAAAUUGCAUUUUGAUGGAACGGGGUGGCAGACACGAGAGAUCUUUCCACGCAUAGAUAUGGCGUUCGAUUAUUAUUAAUGUCUUUGUUUUGAUUUCAUAUGUAUGGGUUAUUGUCAAUAACUGGCAUUCAUGUAUAGAAACCACCCUGACAUUGCAGGGUUAUUUGAAACGAAUGAUAUAGGAAUCAAAACAAAAUACGUUUUUUUUUUAUC